Molecule: messenger RNA, 1269 nt
Organism: Cryptosporidium muris RN66
Lineage: Eukaryota; Apicomplexa; Conoidasida; Eucoccidiorida; Cryptosporidiidae
Exons: 1
Coding region: 1-1269 (422 amino acids)
Molecular function (GO): protein binding
Source: RefSeq, a predicted model, not a curated record
AUGUUCUUUAAUACUUAUGAAGAAUUAUGUGAGGCACCUUUAGCAUCAGUAACGACAAUUCAUGAUUAUGUCUUUGCAAGUUUUAUUGGAGAUGAUUCUAAAAUUAAAGUAUAUAAAAUUGAUAUAUCAGAAGCAGAUAAAACAAUUUUAAAACAUAUAUGUUAUUUAGAAAGUAAACAUGGAGGAUUAACUAGACUUGUUUCAUCUCCAAAUAAAAUGAAUAUCUUAGGAGUAACAUGUUAUGGUUGGAUAUAUGGAUGGAAUAUUAAUGAUAUUAAAGAAAUUAAUUAUUCUAAUAAUUCAAUCAAUAUUUUACCUAAACCAAGAUUAUGUUGUACAAUUGGACAUCCUGGGGAAAGUAUUUGUAUUGAUUUUUUAAAUAAUAAUAUUUUUAUUGUAGCUGGUAUUAAUCCUGGAUCUAGUAUAAUCUUUGUAUCAGUAGAAACAGGUAAAGUUUUAGCACGUAAUAUUUCACAAACAGACGAAACAAGUAGUUUAGCUUGGCCUGUUUAUUAUAGUGUUGAAGAAAAAGAUCGUAAACAUUUAAAACAAGAAUUAGCAAUUUAUUCAUUUACAACUAUUGCCGUUGAAUUAAGCCUUAGUGGAGGAUGUUGGAUUGCUCUUGGUGACUCUAAUGGAUUUAUUGUUAUUUUUUAUAUUGCAUCUUCAGUAAUAAGUCGUAUUGAAGAACGUAUAUAUUCUGAAGAUUUUAAAAAUGAAAUUCUUCUUUCUAAUAAUGAUAUAUUAUGGGUAUCUCAUCAAAUAUGUGAAUUAUGUACUGAAAUACGUUCAUUAUGUUGGAGGCCAAGAACUCAAUCUCAACAAUCAUUAUGUUUAGUUUGUGGAACUACAGAUUCACUGAUACGUUAUUGUUUUAUAGAAUCAGAUCGCAAAAUAUUAAGUAUUAAACGUGUUAAUCUUGUUAAAACUACAGAUGGAACAUUUUCAAAUGGUGAAAUUAGAUCUUUAGCAUUUUCGCAAUUAGAAAAUGAUAAAUCACAGACUUUAAUUGCAGCCUGUAAUAUGUUUUCAUCAUCAAAAAAACAUCCAUUAUUUAUUUCAUCUGAUAAAAUAUCAAGAAGAAAUCAAUCAUUUUGUUCUUUUAAAGUAUAUACACAAGAUUAUCAAGGUAAUAAUUCUAGUGGAAUAAUACCAAUAUAUUCUAUUGGUACUCAUCAAGAUUUAAUAACAUGUAUAUGUGCAAGUUCUUGUGGCAAAUAUAUUUUAUCUGUAUCUAUAGAUAAAGUAAUACGUCUUUAUUCAAGAUAA